Messenger RNA from Drosophila serrata, 1957 nucleotides. It is a transcript of the gene mael, whose product is annotated as germ-plasm component protein maelstrom. Gene Ontology annotation, molecular function: sequence-specific DNA binding. The record is from RefSeq and is a predicted model, not a curated record. Gene Ontology annotation, cellular component: nucleus; P granule. NCBI's taxonomy places the organism in Eukaryota, Metazoa, Arthropoda, Insecta, Diptera, Drosophilidae. Gene Ontology annotation, biological process: regulation of miRNA-mediated gene silencing; spermatogenesis; piRNA processing.
AAUUUCAUUUUCGUCUCAUUCUUGAUCGAGUAACAGUGCUCCGGCCAAAGCUUAGAGAUUUGUUUAUAGUUUGUGAGAAAUCGUUUUUUUUUUGUUAUACUUCUCAAUUUCAAUAUUCGAAGGGACUGCGACGAUUUUUUAUUCGGUCAGAGCCACUACGUCCAUAGCUAUUCUAUUCCUGCUCUUUUAUUGGUUGCGCUCGUUCGUCUGACCUCUCGCUCACUCGCACGCACGUGCUCGCUUACCUGACACCUACCCCAUUUAACUCCUACCUCGCCCAGCCAGAGCAUCGAAAUGGCUCCGAAAAAGCACAGUGGUUUCAUGAUGUUCGUCAACGAGUGGCGCGAUAAAAAUCCAGAAAGCCGGAAUAUGACCUUGGCCCAGGCGGUAACCCGUUGCGGCGAGUUGUGGAAGAAUUUGUCUACGCAGCAGCGCGGCCCUUAUAAGUCGGGCGCAAAGGACGCCGACGUGCAGGCACGCGCCACUAAGGAGCGGCUCAACUGCUACGGUCAGGCGAUCUCAGAUGUGGAGCAAGCUCAACGCGAAAUGGCCGACAACCUGCUGCACAUGAAGCGCAGUAUCGAACGCGUCGUGAUGGAUGCAAAAAAGCAGCAUGACAUAGAAAACACUAAAUUUGUUUUCUGCGCGUUUAACUAUUUCACCAAGGCCUUGAAAAGCGACGUCUACGUGCCGGCUGAGUUCGCCGCAUGCGAGUUCUCCCUUAAGGAGGGUAUAAUAUCUGUGUACAGCACUUUAAUAGACCCGGGUCACAUAAUUUUUGGGCAGGCUAGUGACGCCCAGCAUCAUUCAACGACCACUCACGGACUACCACUUCCUCCCAAGGCGCUGGGGGAAAGAAACAUGGCAAAGCUGUAUAGCCAAAUUGUUGAAUAUUUGACCAAGUGCCACGGCAAUAAGCCGCUAAUUGUGUUCACCCCCACGGAAAUGAUGUCAUCGGUCAAGUCGUGUAUCCGAUUUUUGGCCUGCGAAAGCGAAAAGCAGAGCGGCUUAGACGAAAUCCUAGUGUACGACAUACAAUACUUGUUCUUCGUUCUAAAGAAGGAAGUGUUGAACAUAGCCGGGCUGCAAGAUGAUAAAAUCAACAUAUUUGCGACAGACUCCCUUUUUCUUAGGGAUUUUUUUGAAUUCACACCCGAAAUCGCUUGUCAGUUUCACGAAGAAAACGAUCGCUCCAAGUACUGUACACAGAGCAUGGUGAAGCGCUGGUGCUUCAUCUUCAGCGACUUUAUGUGCGGUGAUUUGGGCAUUACCGUCCAACCUGGGAGGCAUGUUCCGCCCAAGACACGACCCAACUACCGGGUGAUUCCCGCAGACGCCUCGUCGCGCGACCGAGAGUCAUCGUUUGACUCCUUCUACUCCCUUCCAGAGUCACGAUCCAAACAAGUAGACAAACCCGGCAAAACCUCUCCUACUGGCAGUCUUCGUUCCACGGCAUCUAGCUCUUACGUACCCACGGACCACAGCUGCUUUGUCCAAAAUUUAAAUGAAGUCACUACAUUUCCCGCCCUGGGUGCCCGUCCUAAAGUGCGCCGUACUCCAGUCGGUGAAGCUGUUCAGAAAGAUUUGGGUGCCUGGAAUCUGCCAGCUCACACCCGUUCCGUAUCCUAUUUUUCGGAUGACGAUUUUAACGUGACUGGCGCUGGCAAGAAAAAUGACCACUAGUUUCCUUGAUCAAUAUCUUAUCUUUUUCACCACAGUAUUAACCUACAUCGAGCAUUGAAGUAUCUCAAAAAAUUUUAGUUUAGUUUCUUACCUUUAGUUAAACAUUAAUACAUUAUUAAACAUAAAAAAGUCAAAAUAAAACAGAAUUAAUAAAAUUCGGAACGAUGAAACGCAUUUUUUCAGCACAGGAUUUAGAACUAAAAAAACACGUUUCUUAGCAAUGUUAAGCAAAAGAAUAGUAGUCUAAAAUGUAGCCUUGACAAAUAAAACAGAC